AUUAUCUCUUCAUUGCAUUGGAUAAACUGUAGAUACAUAUGAUCUGUCAUUUAGUUAGCAGUUUGCUCAAAAUUUUGAUAUCCACAGACUCGGCCAUAUAUCCUCUUCCACAAGGCAAAUUAUUAGAAAUAGUUCUCUCUCCAAGGUUGCCAUACAUCUCUUUCACAAAGCAAACUAUUAGAAAUAGUUCCUUUUCCAGGUUUGAUCUUAGCUUUUUUUUUUCUUUUCGAAAAAAGGUUUGAUCUUAUUAGCUAUGCUCUGCUUUUACAGGUUCAACAUCGUGGGUCAGUGGGCGACGGCCACCAGCGUGGACUUCUCGCUGGCGCAGCUCAUCCAGGUGAUCAUCUUGCUGGCCACCGGCGGCACCAACGGCGGCGGCUACGUGGCAUCCAAGUACGUCGUCUUGGCGAUCUAUGGCUUCAUCCUCAUCCUGCAUGGCCUCAUCAAUAGCCUCCCCAUCCACUGGCUCUCCUGGUUUGGGCAGCUCGGCGCUUUCUGGAACGCGGCAGGUGUGCUUGUGCUGGUGAUCUUGAUUCCGUCUGUUGCCAAGGAGAGGUCGAGUGCCGACUUCAUCUUUACGCACCUCAACACGGACAAUGGCAUGGGCAUCCAUAACAAGGCUUACAUUCUAGGCGUGGGGCUGUUGAUGAGCAACUACUGCAUGAUCGGCUACGAUACAUCUGCUCAUAUGACAGAAGAAACGAAGAACGCCGAUAGGAGCGGUCCGAUUGGGAUUGUCACUUCGGUCGUUCUCUCAAACAUCUUUGGGUGGAUUUACCUGGUGACCCUGACUUCAGUGGUGACAGACAUCCCGUACCUGCUAAGUGCCGAUAAUGAUGCUGGCGGCUAUGCCAUCGCUCAGGCUCUGCACACCAUAUUCAACCAGAGGUACGGCAGUGGUGUUGGUGGGCUCGUGUGCCUCGGCGUCAUUGCUGUCGCCAUGUUCCUCUGCGGUGUUGCGAGCAUCACGAGCAACUCAAGGAUGGGGUAUGCCUUCUCCAGGGAUGGAGCUAUGCCGUACUCGCACCUCUGGCACCGGGUGACCAAACAUGAGGUGCCUUUGAACAUUGUCUGGCUCUCCGUGCUCGUGGCUUUCGCCAUGGCUCUCACGUCACUGGGGAGCCAAGUGGCCUUCCAGGCGAUGGUGUCCAUUGCGACUCUAGGGUUGUACAUCUCCUACGCGUUGCCCAUCUUCUUCCGGGUGACGACCGCCCGAAAGUCAUUCGUCCGAGGGCCGUUUCACCUCGGCAGGUACGGUGUGAUCAUCGGCUGGGCCGCCGUGCUGUGGGUGGUCUUCAUCACUGUGUUAUUCUCGCUACCGGUGGCAUACCCUGUGGGAAAGGACGUCUUCAACUACACGCCGGUUGCCGUCGGUGGGGUGCUGUUGCUCAGCGUUGGCUCUUGGGUGUUCCAUGCUCGGUUCUGGUUCAAGGGACCCAUCGUGAACGUUGACACAUACUAGAAUUAUGAGCCUUGUAAGCUUAAUUAGUUCGAUGGCUGGUUGAUUUUUAUGCAUGAAGGGAAGUAGAUUUUCUGCA
Triticum urartu is the source of this 1538-nucleotide messenger RNA. The record is from RefSeq and is a predicted model, not a curated record. Lineage: Eukaryota; Viridiplantae; Streptophyta; Magnoliopsida; Poales; Poaceae.